Molecule: messenger RNA, 789 nt
Organism: Williopsis jadinii
Lineage: Eukaryota; Fungi; Ascomycota; Saccharomycetes; Phaffomycetales; Wickerhamomycetaceae
Gene: PDL32
Product: putative ADP-ribose 1''-phosphate phosphatase
Exons: 1
Coding region: 4-765 (253 amino acids)
Source: RefSeq, a predicted model, not a curated record
CAGAUGAGGGUGAUAUUGAUAGAUAGAUCACCAGUACUGUGUCACCAUUGGAGUACACAGAUCAAGAAGUUUCUUCAGGCGAAAUGUCCUCUCGAAUUUCAGGGGAGAUCUGUAUCCCUAGAGGUGUGUAAUAAGGAUAUAGGCGAGCUUCAGGUUACGGGAACCACAGCUGUGGUGGUCACGCCGGGGAAUUCUGCUGGUCUAAUGGGUGGUGGUAUAGACAUGGCCAUUAGAGACUGCUUUGUCGGAGUCAAUUCGUCUUCAGAAACUGUCCAGAACUACGUACUGAACAAACUGCAGUACUACAAGCCACCGGGGUCUCCAACGGUGAUUCAUUUCGAUGAUGAGAUGAUAAGGGGUUCAAUCGCUUUGGAAUCAUGGAAUUGUAGACAACUGAUCCAUUUACCAACAAUGAGGGUCCCAGAAAAGAUCAGGGAAACCUCAAAGGAGUUCCACAAGUCUCUUUUCGACUGGACUUGGAAUGCUCUUUCAGUACUGACCAAUAAAGUGGAUGCUUUGGUUAUACCAGGUUUAGGAACAGGUUUCGGGGCAGCACCUUUGGAUAUCUGCGCAAAUACAAUGGUUGCAGCAAUUGCAAUCCACUACGCCAAAGAUUUCACUCCAAUGGAGAAAACAGUAUUGAUCUACAAGUUCUUGGGAGAGGAUUACCGCAAAUUGGAUAUACCAACUCUAUUAGACCACAACUUAGAUUACGAUCCAUCCCAAGGGUUGGAUCAACUAUUUGCGCACACCACGACUCAAUAGCUCAUCUAAGGAUAAACCAUCUUC